This is a messenger RNA of Prorocentrum cordatum, 1345 nucleotides long. Lineage: Eukaryota; Dinophyceae; Prorocentrales; Prorocentraceae. The record is from the annotation of a GenBank genome assembly.
AUGGGCAAGGUUGGCGGCGAGGCUGGCAAGACGGGCAAGACGGACAAGUCUGGUGGCAAGGCUGGAAAGACACCGAAGGGGAAGGACUCCAGGACGAAAGGCACUGAUCGAGACGGUGUUAAAGCUGGACAUGGGAUGCCCUCGCGCCAGCAUUCGAAUCAUUUCGGCGCCGAGUGCGGUUACUGCGGCGAGUGGGGUCACGGGGGCCAGGGCUGCAGGAAGACGAAGGCCGACGACGCGAAGAAGUCCCAGGGCGGAAGGGGGCACGCGGGCGCGGCGUGUGCAGCGUUGGGCAUCCACGGCGGCGAGCCUGACGGCCUGGCGUUCACAGUUUCGGCGGCCUCAGACGGGCAGGCGGCGAAGGCCGGCGGUUCCAUCCUGAUCGACGGCGGCAGCGGCGACCACCUGUGCAGGCCGCUGCCCACGGCAGGCCUACGAGGAGUCGAGAUGAGGAUGCAGGGGGGCAUCAGGGCGACGGCGGACUUCCUCGUCGCCGACGUGAAUGACGACCUGCUGAGCGUGGGCAAGUUGCUCAGGCAGGGCCCCAGGUUCAACCUCAGCCUGGAGGACGGGCUGUACAUGGCGAAGGGCCAUCGCAGCCUGCAGUUGGAGCUUGAGCGGAACAGCCUCGGGCUUCCGAUCGUGUCCGCGGGGCCCGUUGAGGUGGGUCGCUGCCGAGGUGCGGCUGAGCAGCCAGCGACGGCGCCAGUUCUCCAUGCGGACAGCUCGGUCGGCGCGCUCGGGACAAGGCUGAGGGGGCUGUUCAUGCCUAUCUAUGGCACCGAGCAGGGGCUGCGGAAACGGCUCAUAGCGGCAGAGGCGGCGCAUCGACGCGCAGAGGCAGAGAGGGCGCGCGAGGAGGCAGUCAAGGAGCAUAUGGGUAUUCAGCACGACCCAGUCGAGGCGAAGCAGCUCCCCAUGGCGAAGACCGCGAGCGCGGGCGGCGACCUUGCGCAGGUUGAGGACGCGUAUGCGACGAUGCCCGUGGCGUUCAGCUCGGACAUUGGAGUGGUGAAGGCCACCCCAUGCCCCUCCCUUCGAAUACAGCCCCCCCCAUGCGCGGUGGCGGGCGCGAAAUCCUUCGCGCAGCGGCUCGAGGGCGGCGCGUGCAGCGUCGGGGCAGACGCCGAGCCUGCGUCUAAGGCCACCGUCGGCGGGCGUGUCAGCCAGUUCGCAGGCAAGGUCGCGCCAGAGCUGACCCCGAAGCACAGCAGCCAGUUGAACCAAGCGGAGGCAGCGGUGAAGAUCGUUGAGGGCCAGACGCGGGUUCUCAGGCUGGACCUCGAGAAGCGAUGCGGCAUCAAAGUGACCGCAGCGAAGCCGUUCUGGGCCUGGACGACGCGAU